Neopelma chrysocephalum (saffron-crested tyrant-manakin) is the source of this 1296-nucleotide messenger RNA. RefSeq names its product phosphoinositide interacting regulator of transient receptor potential channels (gene PIRT). Gene Ontology annotation, biological process: positive regulation of cation channel activity; phosphatidylinositol-mediated signaling. Bases 203 to 628 code for a protein of 141 amino acids. Gene Ontology annotation, molecular function: transmembrane transporter binding; phosphatidylinositol bisphosphate binding. The record is from RefSeq and is a predicted model, not a curated record. The transcript is spliced from 3 exons. Lineage: Eukaryota; Metazoa; Chordata; Aves; Passeriformes; Pipridae.
CAACACCCAGAGGGAUGAGGGGCUUGGGAUGAGCCUGGCUUUGGAGAGGGAGACCUCCUGCUGCAGCCAGCCCUCACUGCUCACCACGAGCAGGUGGGGGGGUCCCUCCGUGGAGUGCUCAGGGGAUGGUGAGGGCAAGUGGCCACCUCCCCUUCCACAGCGAGCCAGGACACUCCAGUGACAGCCAGGACACAGGCACAGCAUGGUCACCUCCUCAGACCCCACCACCAUGGAAAUCCCCCCCAAGAGCCCUGAUGGGAGUGAGAGGUCUCCUCCCUCCAGGGAGCUGAUCACCAGUCGCACGGGGAGCACCCUCUGCAUGAGCUCCCGCAGCGAGUCCAUCUGGACCAGCACCUCCAGGAGCAAGUGGGAGGUCUACCACAAGCCUGUGAUCGUGGUGUCUGUUGGAGCAGCCCUCUUCCUCUUCGGGACGGUCAUCAUCAUCCUCUCCUGCUUCCUGAAAGAUGAGAAAAACAUUUUCAAAAUGUCUGGCCCGGCUUUCCUGUCCCUGGGGCUGAUGCUGCUUGUUUGUGGCCUUGUGUGGAUCCCCAUCAUCAGGAAGAAGCAGAAGCAGAGACAGAAGUCACAGUUUCUACAGAGCCUCAAGUCCUUCUUCUUUAACCGCUGAGAGCAGCCCAGGACCUUCCUGGAAAGGUUCCCCUCCCUUCUACCAAGCUGUGCUGAUUAGCCAUAAAAAGAAACAUGUUCUUGUACUCUCCUAGAGGAUUUCAUCCCAGUAAGUCUCUUCCCUACAUGGUUUCCAGUGUCAAAAUGAACUUUGUAUUUCAUCCAAGUAAUGUCAGAAAAAAAGGGAGAAGGAUUUUCCAGCUGAGCCCAGCAAGGCAGUUCAAAAUUCUCUGUGUCAUUGGGUCAGUGAGUGACCCAACAGCACAUGGUGGGUAAAGCAAAGCUCCCAAGUAACCUGGGCUAAAGCAAAGCUCCACAGUUACCUGGCUCCACCCAGGAGCUUCUGCAAGAUACAUCAGCAGAGAGGAGCCAUCUGACUGCAGAGUGAGAGCCAGGCUGGUGUGAACAUUGCUGCAAAAUGCAGUUUUGGGUGGAGAAACUGAGAGGCCAGAUGUGGUUCAUCCUGAGGUAGUGAAGAGGAGAAGCAGGACAAAAUAGUUCCAGAUCACUUUGUAUCAGAAGAGGCCACCACAAUGGGCAGUACACAUCAUCAGAGCUUAGGAAACCAGACAUGAUGCCCAUGGCCAGAACAUUCCUGUCAUUCCUAGAAUCACAGAAUUAUUGAGGUUGGAAAAGAAUUCCAAGCCCAUGGAGUCCACCCUGUGCCUG